AUGCGGCGUAAAGAUCCGUCUUCAAGCAGUUGCCAGCAGGCACAGAGUGCAGGUCGAGGGAAGAGCUUAAUUUCGACAAGGACAAUGCAGCAGCAGCAGCGCAAAACGCAGAGUACAAGGAGCUUGCUGCCACGAAGCUACUCGUCCCCAGCGCCACAAAACGAUCCAGAUGCCACCCCUCAAACCACCCAAAGAGGUUACAUCAUAAGAAGUUACUCCACACCAGAUCCAAAGCAGAUGGACUACAGGAGAAAUUCGGACUCCUUUUACAGGCCUAAAAUGCACGGUUCCAGAAGUGAACUAGACUCUGAUCUGGAGAACUUUGAGCAAUUUGAGGAAUGCUUUAUAGAUAUAGAUGCUGAUCAGGAUGAAGGUUUGAUUACUCAGUAUAAGAGUCCUGAGAGAGAGGAACCUAGGAAAGUUGUGACGUCCAUUCUGCCGGGUAGUGGGCUGCAGCGUGUGUCUAUAAGGCCUAUCCACUCUACUGCAACACAGACGCUCCACAGCGCACGAGAGGUUAUGAAGAAGUUGCAAAAAGAUGACGGAAAAGGUCCUUCACGUCUAAACUUCAGACCUCUGGUAGUGAAAAUGCCAGCUCGUCACAUGCUUCAAACUAACCCUGAUCCUCCGUCUCCUGGUGUAGAGGAACUGCAGUCUUCUCCUCAGCUCGAGAUCGAAUCCGCUGAGCUGGACAGAGAAUUGGAUAAUGCUGAACAGCAUUUGGAGAAAGGAGUGGCUAUGGCUACUGAAGAGAGUGAUGCGGAUACGACUGAUAGUGCACUUGCAACUUCUUUGGUGUCCACAGGAGGUGAUGAUUGCUUGCAAUCAGGUUAUCCACCUGUUCUUUUUGCUGGCCUAUCCCAUAAAAAACCUGGGAUAUGCAUUUUAUAA
Spodoptera exigua (beet armyworm) is the source of this 891-nucleotide messenger RNA. The record is from the annotation of a GenBank genome assembly. Lineage: Eukaryota; Metazoa; Arthropoda; Insecta; Lepidoptera; Noctuidae.